AUGCACCUUGUCGCAGGAUGGGGCGAGUCAUUCCUGUCGCUGUCCAAGCGCUGGCUCAGCACGCAGGUGUACGGCACGGACGACGAGGACUUCCAGAAUGUCCAAUUACCAAAGCUUCCGGUGCCCGAGCUUCGAGCUACCAUGGACUCUUACCUGGAGUUCGCGUCUGUAAUCGUCAGCCAACAACAGAUGGAAAAUACUAAAAAAAUUGUAAAGGAAUUUAUGGAAGAUCUUGGCCCGAGGCUUCAAGCCACCUUACUGGAGCGUCAGAAAGAGAUGGAUAAUUGGUAUGAUAGUGAAAAUGUAAAAAGUCAAACUAACGAUAACCUAGACUAUACUAUCACAAAAUUGUCACAUAUUACCCAAAGAUCCGUACUAAUGCAAAGAACUGCCGUUUUGCAAGGUGAAGUAAGCUUGGAAUUUACGAAACUAAUCCAUGAUAUAUUAAUAAAAACAAAGGAUCAACAUAAAUAUGAAAUAAGAAAAUACAAUUUAUUUGAGAAUGCGCGAAAAUUUGAUGACAAUUCACUGAGGUCUGUCAUUAUUAUCAUAACAUUAAAUUCUCAUAGAAAUUUCACUGAAACAGUAGCAGAAUCUACUUUAAUUAGUGCUAACGAAAUAGAUGAUUUCCUUCAUGGUAACGGAACAGUUAAUAUCGACCUUAUCGACUCAACUUAUGUACCAAAAAAUGUAAAUGAAAAAGUUUCAAGCACUAAAAAUGUAUCCGAAUGCACCUUAAAAUCAGUUUUUACAUUUUUAACUGAAAGUAGACUCAAAACCUUCAAACUUUUGAGAAAGACCAAUGCAAUAAAAAUAUACGUUAGUAUUUUAACAAAAUAUAACCAUGAUUACUUCAGUAACAUAUGUUGCAGUGCUAAAAAUAAUGCACUAUGUAAAAGAAAAUUUGAUUGGAAUUCUAAAAUCGAUUCUCUGGAAAAAAUUAGUAAGGAUAAACAGCGUGCAAAAAGAGUUGAAAAAUAUAAAGAAACAGUAUCUAAAAUUAAAAACUUAAUUAAGACGUAUACUAAUAAAUUAAUUAAUAAAAGUGAAUAUACAGAAAAGGGAAAAAUUAAUAAAAACCAUUAUUUAAACAAUGACUAUAACUCAGGUCGCACUAUGUUGGUUGAUUUUACAACUGAUUUCCUGUUUCCAAAUAACACAUACGUACAUGAAAAGAAAAUGAGUUUUAAUGAUACUCAUUCCAUCACAAGCCGGAAAGCAUUUGAUUUAAAUGAUAUAUAUGGACAUAAGUCAAAACCAUUUAGAGCUUUAAAAACAGACGAAGUAAUAACAAAUAAUGAAGUAUAUGAAAUUGACCCAAGAGCAACAAUAAAAGUAAGAAGUUUUGCAAAAAGUAUACAGACAUUAGGCAAAUCGAGAUUUCUGCAAACAUUCACAACAAAAUCAUGGUUGAAGCAAAUUCCAUCCCAAACAUUAAAUUAUCCUAGUGGAAAGAACAACAACAGUGUUACAUCAUCAAAUUCGGAGACUGUAACAGUAACAUCUAACUGCGAAUUAACUAGAAACCAAGAACAUUUAGGUGAAUCUAUUUUAAUGAGUAAGCAUUCUAAAAACGUUUUGGUGGUCACUAAGCCACACAUUAAAAAUACUAGCUUCGAAGUUAUGGAAAAAAAUGUAAUAAAAAAAUACAAUCGUGUAGUUGCAACUUCGCAAAACGUAAGAAAUUAUUCAUUUUUAAGAAAUACGUCACAUGACAUAAGAAAAUAUUUUACCGGAACGAGUAAAAUAAGUAAUAUUUCUAUAACAGAAGCAUCAAGAGAUCAACAAAUUGCAGUAAAUGACAUUAUCAUGUCUUCAAAAAAUUUAACAAGUCAAACAAAUAAAAAUAAUUCACAAAAAGUUACUAUUUCCCAUAUAUUCACAAAAUCGCAUAAUACAUCCGAUAAAUAUUCACAACUACGUGAUCUGCCUCUAAAAUCAAAAGAUACGUCCACUACACCUAAACCACUUUCUACGCUUUCGUAUGAAUUUCAUUUCAAUUUAAACGACUCGGCUGAAGCAACCUAUAAAUAUUCAAAUAUUAUUAAUACAGUAGAAAAAGCCACAUUACAAGAAAUUAAAGACAUGAAAACGUCAUCUAUGGCAUUAUUUGUUUCAACCAAACUUCCUCCUUUGUUGCGAUUAACUCUUGUUCCCUCGACUAUCACUAAAUUACACAAUAAAAUGGGAAACAUUUCAACUUCUGCAUUGUUGCUUCCUUAUAGUGACAAAAUCUUCUCCAGCACUAAAAGAGAUUCAAAGACUGAUAACUUAGUAGAUUUAAUUUUAAAUAUAACUAACGAAAGAAGAAGUUUAAAUCAAAUUGGGAUAAAUUUAGAGAAAAUCAAUGCCAAAGGAAAGAACGCCGCAAAUAAUAAAGCAAAAUCAGUAGUGACAAAUGGUUUUUUAGAUAAGCAUUUUUUCAAAAUGACUACUGACACUUUGGAAAGCUCAAAGCUUAAAUUGUACGACAGUCACAAGAUAGCCCAAUCAAACAAGUUUUACGUAAAAGUCCCAAUAACAACGGAGAAGGUAACAAAUGCUUAUGAUCAGUAUUUCAUACCUUCAGAUUUACGUACAAAGAAAAUUCUUGAUGGAAAAAUAAAUUCUUCUCGUGAAAUAACACACUCUAGUUCAAAACAACUAAUACGUAUUUAUCAGCAAAAAAAUGACGAUUAUUCUCAUAAGAAUAUGACUACAGUAAAGUUAAUGCCAUUUUACAUACAAGAAACAGUAAAUAUUAAUAAAACAUCAACUAAAGCUUACAAAAGUAAUACGGGCAAUAAUAUUACCGAAGAUAAUUCAGAUAACCUUAAUAUUAAAACAAGAAUACCGCUGAAUUUUAUCACUAUAGGACAAAAAAUAACAUAUCCUACCACGUCGUUAAAUAAAAAUGCAUCAAUAAUUUUACCUUUAACCACAUCUAAGUAUGUUAAAUUAUCAGAGCUAAUGUCAAAUUCAUCACUUCAACAAAUGUCGCAGACUAGUCAUGACGAAACUGUUAACUCUCCUACACUAUUAAGGACACCGAUAAUUACUAGGAAAAACUUGUCAAUGACAGUGAACCAAUACUUAAAAAAAACACCACAAAUACUUAAUCAGAUAAAUAAAGCUAAACCAUUAGAAAAGCCACUAACAGGUUUCAAUCAUACACUGAUAUUAACAACUUCUAAACCAAGAAUAAAUACCAAAUUUUAUUUUAGUAUACAAGCAACGCCAUCUUUAUUUAUAACACCUCAGAGUCAAGCAACUAAAACAACUUAUUUAUCAUUAUUGAACCCUAAACCAUUUAGGGUUAAUGAAACUAUAACUGAUACUUCUGCCAAAACAAAUAAGUACUAUAAUAGUGACAUUUUAAAAAAUAUACGGUUUUUGACUACAACGAUGGCGGAAAACGAUCAAGUAGCAACAAAAAAAACGUCUAACAUCUUUACUCAACAGAAUGAAUCACUAAUAUUAAACGAAGUAAGGAAAUAUGAAAUGGACAAUUUUAUGAUAACUACCGCUAAAUUACCUCACUUAAAAAUGAAACAGGAUACAAAAUUCAAAAGUAAAAAGAAUGACCAAAAACUAGAAUUAAAAGAACCAAAAGAAAAUAAUGAAAUGAAAAAAGAGCUGCAAAAUGACACGUACUUAAGCCCUAACCAUUCAAAGCAAAUACAACCAUCAUAUGGAAGAACUUCAACGAAUUGUAGUAACAACGGUUUUAAUAACGCGCAUGGUUUCAAUCGAACAGCAACAUUUUAUGGUAAAAAAGAGGAAGCCAUGAAAACACAAGUUAAUGGAAAAAAUUAUACAAUUGAUAAUUAUAAAACUGGAAAUAAUCGAAAUACUUCCAAACAUUAUAUCGUGAGUUCACGCUAUCCAAUUUCGUUUAAUAGCACAAAACAUGCCAUAACAAUAAACAUAAAAUUAACGACUUUAUCAAAACCAUCAAAAUCUUUUGAUUUGUCUAAAACUUUUAAAAAUAAUAUUUCUUAUGGAUCCACUAUUUUGCCUAAAUUAAAGGGUAAGAUUGUCUUACUCAAGAAAAAGACGGUAACGAAAAAACCUUCCUUGACGGUUCUCACAGAAGUCAGUAAAACCGCUACAGCAAAGAAUAUUAAAGAAUUUCACAAAACACAAAGCAUGACGUCAACACAGCAAUCAAUGCUAACUUUUCUCAACGGCUCAGAUACCAGUAACACUGUUUAUAUUAACAAAUCCGAAAACGCACCUGACGGCAUAAUUGGUCAGACUCAACUUUAUAAUAAACUAACGCUUGAUUACCUUAAUCAGAAUUAUGAAUAUACUACAAGGAGUAACCAGAAAUAUACAAAUUAUAAUACCAAUGCUUCUUUAUCUAGAACACUAAGCAAAACUGGCGAAUUGUAUUCAAAAAACCUAAAUAAUAGCAGUAAUAAAUAUACUACGACAACGGAAAAAUAUAGUGACAAAAUAAGUGAUUUUUCAAUACUACAUACUCAACGCUAUACAGACUCAAACUAUAUUUCAAUAAAUCCUAGAAAGUAUUCUAAACAAAAUAAAGUAUUAAAUUAUGGUGACACAUUUAAAAGAAAUAUGACAAACUUAACAUCAAAUAGCAGAACAACUACUGAUUCCCACAUGAUGACCACGGAACUAUUGGAAAAACAAUUGCAUAAAAAGCCGAACUAUAAACCUAAUAUUACGUAUAAUAGACUUAUAAGUACAACUAGUUUAGAUACAAUUACUGAUAAUAGAAUAAUAAUAAAUUCACAACGUUCGAAAGUAAACCUUGUUACUGAUCAAUUCAGCAUUUUCAUGAAUAUAACUACAACUACAAAGCCGAAAUUUGAUAAUAAUGGACAGACUCUCGUUAACAAAAAUAAUUUUACAUCACUACAAAGUAUUGAUAAGAAAUCUCGUAAAUGGAAUAUAAAUAAUGACAUGAAUAAAUCUAAAGAACAUCUACAUAGUUUUAAAGCAAAUAUUGAAAUGAAAAAUAUGAGUGGUGUAUACAGUGAUCAAGUAUUGGUUAUUGGUAGCGUUGUAGUUCUAAAAAGGAAACAAGCUAGUGAUAACAAUCAAACAAUAUUGAAUCAAUUAAAAAAGGUUGUACCUAUAUUCAUACUUUCAGAUCUAAAUAGUACAUCUAUGAGUAAGCAUGUUAAUGAAAAUACAAGAGUUUUCAAACAACCUUCAGUAAGAUCAGAGGUUACGGAUAUGGCCAGCAAGAAAAAGUAUUCAUUACUAAAUAAUAAUAUUGAACAGUAUAAAGAAAAAUCACAAUCACACACAUCUAAAUCUGUCAUAACUAAUAACUCCAUUACCAGGAGUGCUCCUAAAUAUGCGGAUAAACACAAAAUAGUUGAAAAUCAAAAAUUUUAUAAAGAAUAUACUUUUAAAACUCCAAAGCACAAUGAACGCAGUACUAUUGAAAAUAAAUUUUCUCACUUCGAGCAAUUAAAUGGCGUUAUGAAUCCUUCAACUACUACUAAAUCAUAUUCCUAUAUUUUUCAAAGAGAAAAUGAAAUAGGUGGGAACAGGUCAUAUCUCGCUGACAAAUUUUUCUAUAUUACUGAUAUGGAAUUGCCUAAAAGGAGACAAGACAAUCGCAUAAUCUCAGAAAAAACGCCUUUUAAUAAAAAGAGUUUGAAAUUUGUAACGAAAUCUUUAAAAGAUAGUUACAUAUUUAAAAAUAUUACAGAUAAAGAACACAAAAAUAUUAAUCAAGAAGUCACUGUAAUUCCCAGUAAAAAUUUCAAAUAUAUUCAUCCUAAUACAUCAAUUUGUACCACAAAAAGUGUAAACGCAUCAAGUAUUCCUCAUGGUUUCAGUGGUUCAAACUUUAUUGUGGAACGAAAGGGAAUAAAUAAUCAGUCAAAAUUAAGCAUCACUAGCAAUUAUUUUACAACAACCAGAAUUCUACCAGAACUUACGAGAUCUACAACUAAAAAACGAAAAAUUAUUAAAUAUAAUUUUUACAAACCAGUUCCAGAAGAUCUUGAUAUUUCAUUAGACUCUCAAGUAGAGCUUGCCUUUAAAUUAGCAGCUAACAAGAAAAAGGUAUUGUCAAAUAAAGAAAUCAGUUUAUUUAAAAAAUACCAUCACCAUACAUCAGAUUUUAAUGAAAUAUUUAAGCUAGCAAAAAAAAAGUACGAUAUCAGCGAAAAAGUCACAUCUGUCACAGUACGGCAUCCAAUUAUUAAAUGUACAGCAACGAUAAGAUGCCCGGAUACAACAACGGUCCAACUGAAAACAAGAAAAUUUUAUAAUGACUCAAUACAAAAACUUAAUUACACCACUCAAAAGCCGCUGAUAUUAAUAAAUAUGAAUGACAAAAUUAACAAUACAAAUUUUACACCAAAGGAAAGUAACAUUAUAACUAUGAACACUGAAAAUUUUUUUUCACAGAGACGAUUGUACUCAAAGAAAGUUUUAAGGGAUAUGCCAAAUUCGCAACAUCUUCCCCUUUUACUUCACUUCCCAGCUACGUCUAGACCAAGAAAAAUAAUUUUAAGACCAAUAUUCAGAAACUAUGAUAUCGAUAAAAUAACACAAGAGCAAUACUCUAAGCCUAGCCCAGUGCUUAGAAAUAGAGCCAAACAUUACAACGACAAUAUACAAAUUCAUCACAAGUCAAACGCAUUGUAUUGGCAAGACAAAAUUACUUAUUUACAAAAUAAGUUAGAAGCUGAAAUAUUACCAAACGUAUUGGAGAAGCCAGCUCUACUAUCGACAACUGAACACAAGCUUUUGAAGGAUAUUGAUAAACCAAAUUACGCUAAUGAUCAAAGGUUAUUUAACGUGAAAUCGUAUUUCUUAAAACCCGUGACAGACUGGUGGUUGGACGAUAUGUACCUGAAGGUACGGCUGCCUCUUCCUAUCAACUCCAACCCAGGCAUGGUGUUCCCACGCCGUCAAUUUUCCAAAAUGGAAGAGGUUGCCGACCUUGGUGCACUCUUCAUUGAUGAUCUCUUGGAUUAUAAGGAAAUGUUGGACCGAGGGGAGCUGCCACUGGAGAGAGCCACAAGCCGUGAGAAAGGCCAACCGCUGUGUAUGGAGCAGUUCUACCGUCUACUAGGCGUGUGUCGCAUCCCAGAAGUCGGCAAGGAUCGCCUAGAGUUACCGCAUCCACCUCGCGAUCCUGAAGAAGUCGAGGAGUUGGUGAUUGUGGCAUGCAGGAACUACUUCUACCCAAUUCCUGUAAAAGCGGUGGAUCGUGGACGACUUACACCAGGCGAAAUCCAGGCACAGCUGCUGCAUGUUAUGGUGGACGCAGCAGGGGCGACGUCUGCUCCCAGGGUGGGUCUCCUGACAUCCAUGGGCCGAGACCAGUGGGCCAGGGCUAGGGAGCAACUCAUUAGAGAAGAGAACAAUCGCUCGAACCUGGAGCUGAUCUCACGUGCGCUGUGCGUGCUGUGCGUGGACGAGGCGGGCGGCGACCGCGCAGACGCGGACCCCGACACCAACGCCAUGCUGCGGGCCAUGCACGGCGCCGGCACGCAAUACCACUCCGCCAACCGCUGGUUCGAUAAGACCGUCCAGUUAAUCAUCUCAUCGGAUGGCACUGUGGGCAUGUGCUACGAGCACAGCUCGGCAGAGGGCGUGGCAGUCAUCAGGCUAGCAGAGCGGGCGUUGGCUCGCGCAGAAGUUGCCGACCGCCCCACCCCACCUCCAGCGCUACUGCCGGCGCCACAGGCAAUGCGGUGGAACCUCACGCCAGAUCUGCACCAGACUAUCGAUCUGGCCGCAAAGCAACUGGAUCGUCAAAUAGCGGACUUGGACUUCAAGGUGUACACGUACGACAGAUAUGGACGCGAGUUCAUGAAGUCCUGCCGCACCAGCCCCGAUGUCUACAUCCAGCUCGCGCUGCAGUACACUUACUUCAAGCUGCACGGGCAUCUGGUGUCAACGUACGAGUCGGCCUCGCUGAGGAGGUUCCGCGACGGGCGCGUCGACAACAUCCGCGCAGCACACGCGCCCGCGAGAGCCUGGGCCGCCGCCAUGUGCGCGCAUGACCAUCAGCAGCACGACGACACCAGGAAGGUCUCCUUCAACUUGUACGGGGAACAAAAGAAACUAGAACUAUUCGAUGAGGCUGCUCGUAAACAAACCACGAUCAUGGAAGCCAAUAUCCAAGGCCGCGGCAUCGAUAAUCACUUGCUGGGACUCCGUGAGGCAGCGAGGGAGUCGCUUGGCGAGUUGCCGCCCCUCUUUACUGAUCCCACGUACAAGCAAAUGAUCGAGUUCAAGCUUAGCACCAGUCAGGUGACGACUACCACCGAGGGCACGUUCAUGGGCUACGGCGCAGUGGUUCCAGACGGCUACGGCUGCAGCUACAAUCCUAAGAAGGAUUCUAUCAUCUUCUGCAUCGCGUCCUUCUGUUCCUCCAACGUCACCAACACCGAAGCCUUCUGCCUUUCCCUCGAGGAAGCUCUCAACACAAUGAAGCUAAUGUUCCAGAAUCGUAAGGUAGACAACUAA
This is a messenger RNA of Parnassius apollo (apollo), 8448 nucleotides long. The record is from the annotation of a GenBank genome assembly. Lineage: Eukaryota; Metazoa; Arthropoda; Insecta; Lepidoptera; Papilionidae.